CCUGGAAACCCCUGGGGAGCCGAGCCGAAAGGAACCCUCUUCCUCCCCAGGAAACGGCAGCCCGGCGUGUGCCGGAGGGCCUGGGAGCGGGUGGCCGCGCUGCUGCGGCGCCCUGGGCUCGGCCUCCAGCAGUGAUUUUUAACCAUGUCUCCUGUGAGCCUGGAGCGCCGAGGGAGCCGCUGUGAGCCCAGGGCACCGUCUCCCCUCCAAGCCAGCUGCUCAGGGGAGAGGAGGGGGAGGCAGCCAGACAGCCAGACAGAGCCCAAUUAAACCCUCCCCUGGCCAGCCCCUGACACUCCCUCUUGCAUUUUCCAGUCUGUGGUUAGAGCACUCAAAGGGUUCCAUUAAGUCAUCAAGUUUUACAGGUUCCUUAAAAAAAAAAAAAAAAAAGAGGGGGAGAGAGAGAGUGAGAGAGAAAAGUUUGGUCAUGGUAGGGAAUGAGUGAUCAAAGCUGAGCCAAAGCUUCCUGUUACACCGGGACUAUAUAUAUAUCGUGUCUUUAAUGUUGGGGGAUGUAAGCAGGCUGCUAGGAGGCUGGAGCAGGAGCUGACUCUCUGCCUGAUUUCCCAGCUCGCUGAGGUUUCUUCCACCGACCACAAUGAACAAGUUCCUGUGCUGCACGCUUGUGCUCUUGGACAUCUCUGUUAAGUGGACUGUCCAGGACAACUCUCCCCCCAAGUAUCCCCAUUACGACCCAGGGACAUCUCGUCAGCUGCUGUGUGACCAGUGCCCCCCUGGGAGCUAUGUAAAGCAGCACUGCACAGCCACCAGCCCGACGCAGUGUGCCCCGUGCCCGGAUCAGUACUACGCCGAAGAAUGGAACAGCAACGAUGAAUGCCAGUACUGCAGCGCCGUUUGCAAAGAGCUGCAGUACGUCAAGCAGGAGUGCAGCAGCACGCAGAACCGCGUCUGCGAGUGUGUCGAAGGCAGAUACUUGGAGCUUGAGUUUUGUUUAAAGCACACGGAGUGUCCUCCUGGAUUUGGUGUUGCACAGGCAGGCACGCCUGAGAGUGACACUGUAUGUAAGAGAUGUCCAGAAGAUUAUUUCUCGAAUGAAACAUCAUCCAAAGCAGCCUGUCUAAAGCACACAAACUGUAGUGCACUGGGUUUCAAAAUAGCAUUGAAGGGAAAUGCAUUUCAUGACAACGUCUGUCAGGAAAAUACAGAUACGGCACCUCAAAAAUGUGGAAUAGAUGUAACCCUGUGUGAGGAGGCUUUUUUCAGGUUUGCUGUUCCUAGUCAUCUCACACCUAACUGGCUGAAUAUACUAGCAGACAGUUUGCCUGGGACAAAGGUUAGCACAGAAAAUAUCGAAAGGAUUAAACAAAGGCACAGUUCUCAAGAGCAGACCUUCCAGCUUUUGAAAUUAUGGAAGCAGCAAAACAAAGAACAGGAUAUGGUCAAGAAGAUUAUUCAAGAUAUCGACCUUUGCGAAAAUAGUGUCUUAAAGCAUAUUGGCCACCCGAACCUUACCUUUGAACACCUCAACACUCUGAUGGCAAGCUUACCAGGCAAGAAAGUGGGAAAAGAAGAUAUCGAGCGCACAAUGAAACUAUGUCAACCUACAGAGCAAGUUCUGAAGCUUCUCAAUCUGUGGAGAAUAAAGAAUGGUGACCAAGACACCAUUAAAGGUUUAAUGUAUGGACUGAAGCACUUGAAAACAUACCACUUCCCGAAACGAACCAUCCAAAGUCUGAAGAAGGUGAUAAAGUUUCUUCACAGAUUUACAAUGUAUAGAUUAUACCAGAAACUCUUUUUAGAAAUGAUAGGGAACCAAAUUAAAUCAGUGAAAGUAAGAUGUGUCUAAUUCAAGGUAUUUUUCAUUCUCCACUGACUAUUUUUCCCUAAUUACUGCCAGCAGUAAUUAAACUGGAACGUUGUUUCCCAACAUUAUGUCUUACUAUUUAUAGAAAUGCCUGACUGGAAUAGGUCUACGUCUUUUGCAGUGUUUUUGGAGUUUUUUUUUUCAUAAAAUCACUUUUGUAAAAGCUAUUAACCUGUUGAUAACACUAAGAGCCUGAUUCUGCAUUUUUGCACAUUCAGAGUUGAAAAGCCCCACUAUAGUCACUAGGUGAAAAAAGAAUGCCAGACCAGGCUCUGCUACAGUAUUUGCUAUUUAUAUUCUUCAAGGAGUAAACAUUUUUGUUGUACAUAUUUAUUAAGUUAAAUGGAAAUUGUAUGAGACUGAAUUUUAGGAAGAGAAAUUAAAACACACUGUAUAUUUUCUAGUUAAACAAAAAUGAUCCCAUAUAUUUUUCUGGCAAAAUUUUGUAGCAUGCUCUAAGAGUUAUUAAUUUCUUUACAUUUUGUAUUUAAAAAGGUAUUAUUGCUUAGUUUUAUUUGUAUAAGUUGUGGUAUCUUUUGGUAGGGAUGUUUUAAUUUAUCCAAUUGUAUUAACUCAAAUACAGUGAAAAUAUAGCAUAAGUGACCUGAAUAUUUAAAUAUUCUGUGAGGAAGUGAAUGUACCAUAUUUAAGAAGCUGGAUUUUUAUAUAGAAUUUCAUAAUCUUAUUUUAUAAAACAAUUAAAUUUUUCAGUUUACUUUU
Molecule: messenger RNA, 2545 nt
Organism: Phalacrocorax carbo (great cormorant)
Lineage: Eukaryota; Metazoa; Chordata; Aves; Suliformes; Phalacrocoracidae
Source: RefSeq, a predicted model, not a curated record